AUGCGCCUGGCCUCCAAGCAGCUCCGUGAUCUCGUCCAGCCCCAUUUCCGCAUCCAGCGCGUCUUCAUAUCGGCCAAUCCUCGCAACGUAGAAGUUUUCAGGGCCGUCGCAGAACACGAAUCAUUCCGCCAUCGGGUUCAAGAGAUCGUUUGGGACGACGCGCGCUUGUUGAGAUCCCUCAGUGAACACGUGGAAGAAAACGGGUAUGAGCCGAUGCACGAUGAAGAUUUCUACGAACCUUCCGACGACGAGGAGCCUCCGGAAAAAUGCCCUCGCGACUUCUGGCGAGCAUGCCGGGAGAACAUAGAGAGGGCAAAGGAACGACAGGGCAGAGACCCGAAGAGCCUCCCGGAGCAUGUCGAGUUCGCGGAACAGCGCGCCGCGCAGCUCCCCUACGGAGUUGCGCACACCUACUACCAAAAGCUGCUUCAGCAGCAGAGCGAGGUCCUGGCCACGGAGGCCGACCGCAUCGCGUUCGAUUGGGUUCUGGACAACGACAGAUUUCCGAACCUGAGACGGAUCACGGUCACGCCAGUAGCCCACGGCAUGAUCUUCAACCCCUUGUACCCAACGCCGAUGAUCCGGGAGUUCCCAUACGGCUUCAACUACCCGCUCCCCCGCAGCUGGCCCACGCCAUACAAAAGAAGCAGCAUCGGCGCCGGGGACUGGGCGACCGACGCGGACAAGGACAGGUACCGCGGUUUCUGCAUCGUCACCCGCGCGCUUGCGCGACAGCAGCGCACAAAGGUCCCUGAAUUCAUCAUCGACGGCCGCCAGGUCAACACGGGCCUCACUUGCGAGAUCUUCCAGACCGCCGCAGAGCCGAGUGAAGAGUACGAGAACCUCGUCAGCGUGAUACGGAAACCGGGCUUCACGACGCUUAGGCUCAACCUCAUGGUGGGAGGCCAGGACUGGCAGAACUGGCCCGCGUUCCGCAGUGGGCGGCUCCGUGAGGCUCUUAAUGCCGACUUGCGGCACUUCACGUUCGAGGCCGAUCUGAACGAGAACAUGGCCUGGGAAAGUGCAGGCAAGCCCGACCACUUUGUCCCUCUGCGCUCCAUCUUUCCGGUCGAAGCGUGGACCAACCUGCGGCACUUCGGGCUCUCGGGUUUCCUCGUCAAACAAGACGACCUCCUAGACCUCCUCAGGUCUCUACCGUCCACGCUCCGCUCGGUUGAGCUCAGCUUCCUCGAGUUCAUGGAGAACAGUGGCAACUACAAGGGCCUUCUGUCCAGCAUCCGUAACGACUUGGGAUGGCGCGAGAGAGCCAUCAAGCCGCGCGUGAGCAUCGCGCUGCCGUCUGACUCCUCUCUCGCAGGGCGCGCGGUGUGGAUCGACGAGGAGGUGGAGGAGUAUCUCUACGGCGACGCCGAGAACCCCUACGACCGCUGCGAAGACCGCUACUUGCGCUGCGAAGACGGGCGCAGGUUGGAAAGGGGUGUGGGGAUCGAGAGAGACGCGUUCGAGCCUAGGUUCGAACGGACCUGGGACUGGGACCCCCGUAAGCCGGACGCGUUGCCGGAGGGUUUCGUCAGAGGCUCGCAGAAACGAGCUCUUCGAUAG
Colletotrichum karsti is the source of this 1563-nucleotide messenger RNA. RefSeq lists its product as uncharacterized. The transcript has a single exon. NCBI's taxonomy places the organism in Eukaryota, Fungi, Ascomycota, Sordariomycetes, Glomerellales, Glomerellaceae. The record is from RefSeq and is a predicted model, not a curated record. The coding region runs from base 1 to 1563 and encodes 520 amino acids.